Messenger RNA from Lathyrus sativus (Indian pea), 450 nucleotides. The record is from the annotation of a GenBank genome assembly. Lineage: Eukaryota; Viridiplantae; Streptophyta; Magnoliopsida; Fabales; Fabaceae.
AUGGGAGCAAAUUUACCUCAAAAAGAAGAAUUCAGAAUUAUUACUACAGCUCAUUACCGUGGAGCCAUGGGUAUCUUGCUGGUUUAUGAUGUUACUGAUGAAGCAUCUUUCAAUAAUAUUAGGAAUUGGAUUUGCGAUAUUGAACAACCUGCUUCUGACAAUGUAAACAAGAUACUUGUGGGAAACAAGGCUAAUAUGGAUGAAAGUAAAAGGGAUGUACCUACCUCCACAGGUCAAGCUCUUGCUGAUGAGUAUGGUAUCAAGUUAUUUGAAACUAGUGCAAAAACAAACACGAAUGUGAAGGAAAUUUUCUUUUCAAUAGAAAGAGACAUCAAGAAAAGGCUUGCAGACACAGAUUCUAGAUCCGAGCCUCAAGCUAUCAAGAUUAACCAACAAGAUCCGGCAGCGAAUGGUGGUCAAGCUGCAACAAAAUCAGCUUGUUGCGGCUAG